AUGUCCGUCCUCUUAAUAGCGCUGAUUUGCCACGAAUUUGGAGGCAAUCGGUACAGCUCCCCAUUGCUUAGCUUCUGUGCUAUGCUUAGCGUCAAGCUAUAUACUAAGACGUGGAAAGAGCCGGGCAACUACAAUAGCUGCUUGUCUAGUGUGAUUUGGGUUGUGCAGCUAAUCAUCUUCCACACUAGCGCUUGUCUAGAGAAGGCGGAGCUAGGCGAGAUCCUCGGCUGGCGCUUACUGCUGUUUAUUGUCUCGAAGGAGGUCGUUCUGACCUACCGGGACGUUGAUUUGCAUAUAGAUCACGUGCCGCGGCUUUUACUCUCCGACUUCUAGCAAGCCUAGCACUUACUCUACGACGAGCUAAUGUUCGGGGCCCAGAACCUCCCGCGGAUGCGUACUUAGGCUUUAAAGGACAACUUAGACGCCGAUGCCUUUGGCUAGUUCUUUAGCUAGCACCGGGAGAACGUUGAGCUAGUAAAGCCGCUAGCGAGGUCUUUGCUAACCGUUAUCCAAGACUCGAAGCCGUUGCGGGACUCGUUUCUGGAUGCCACCGCGGAUGGCGCUAAGGUCUGGCGAGGGAAGGCGAU
Molecule: messenger RNA, 587 nt
Organism: Mollisia scopiformis
Lineage: Eukaryota; Fungi; Ascomycota; Leotiomycetes; Helotiales; Mollisiaceae
Exons: 3
Coding region: 1-333 (110 amino acids)
Source: RefSeq, a predicted model, not a curated record